Molecule: messenger RNA, 552 nt
Organism: Juglans microcarpa x Juglans regia
Lineage: Eukaryota; Viridiplantae; Streptophyta; Magnoliopsida; Fagales; Juglandaceae
Exons: 2
Coding region: 1-552 (183 amino acids)
Biological process (GO): DNA integration
Molecular function (GO): nucleic acid binding
Source: RefSeq, a predicted model, not a curated record
AUGCCAGCCAAUGAUGUGAGGGUUGUAGUGAAUUUCCUGCGGAAGAACAUCUUUUACCGAUUUGGUACUCCGAGGACCAUAAUCAGUGAUGGCGGUAAGCAUUUUUGCAAUUACCAAUUUGAAGCGCGACUAACUAAGUAUGGAGUUACCCAUCACGUGGCGACACCAAACGAUCCUCAAACGAGCGGCCAGGUCGAUGUGUCAAAUUGGGAGCUGAAGCGCAUACUGGAGAAGACCAUGAGCACCUUUCAGACAGAUGGGACAUCGCCUUAUUGGCUCGUUUAUGGAAAAGCCUACCAUCUGCUUGUGGAUCUAGAACACAUAGCCUAUUGGGUGACGAGGACACUGAACUUUGAUUUACAAGCGGCUGGUAAGAAGAGAAUACUGCAGAUUAACGAGACGGAUGAAUUCCGCAAUGAUGCUUAUGAGAAUGCUCGGAUUUACAAAGAUACAACUAAAAGAUGGCACGAUAAGCAUAUUCUAAGGAGGGAAUUCAAAAUCGGGAAGAAAGUUCUAUUAUUUAACUCAAGACUUCAACUCUUCCUAGGAUAG